AUGUCUGCUGCUACAGUGCAGCUAAAGCGACGUGUAAUUGGAUGCAGUGCGGCAGUAAGUAUGGUGAAUAAAAAACGACCGAAACAAACAUCAAGUCGGAAGUCGAAAGCAGCUCCAAAAAUUAAUCCUUUUGAAUUGAAAUUCAAUCGUUUGAAACACGAUGUGCUUGGUAAGAAAAAGGGCUCUGUUGGUGUCGGUCAUCCUGGAUUAUCACGUAAACGUGCGUAUGAACAGAGAGCAAAAACGAUUGGUGUUGAACACGAGCGCCUAGGAAAGGUUAACAAGAUCAUCGACAAACGCUUAGGAGAGAAGAAUAAAGAAAUUACGACCGAAGAAAAGGCUUCAUUAAGGUUCACAGCUGAGCGUGUCAAACAUUUAAAGAAAGGAAGCAAAUUUAACCUAACGGAUGAUUAUGACAAUCAUGAAGAUACGCUAACACAUGGUGGAAAAGCUUUGACAUCUAUUCAGAAGUAUGAUAAGACUAUUGCUUCUGAUGAUGAAGAUGACGUUGGCAAUAUUGGGGCUGAUGUGGUCAAAGUUGCACAUUUCGGUGGCGGUGAUCUGGAUUCCACCACAACUGCAGGAGAAAAGCUUAGCCGUAAGGACAUCAUUGCUGAUCUCAUCGCACGGACAAAGCAGGCGCGGGAAAACAAGCAAAACGCUAAGGAUGAUAUGGAGACAAUUACUGAAGAGCUAGAUGCUAAAUACUUGAAAAUCUUGGAUAAAGUGAAAGAAACGUUCCGACCUGUAGGAGCUACAAAAUCUGAGAAGGUUACGAAGGACGACUACGACACAUUGGCAUUAACUCUCAAAUUUGAUGCAGACGCUCGCGCAACCCCGGCUGAACGGACGAAAACAGCAGAAGAACUUGCAGCAGAGGAGAAGCUACAUCUUGAAGAGCUAGAAUCACUCAGGAUUGCAAGAAUGAAUGCUGAGAAGAAUAAGCGCGGUCAUGUGUCUGUCGACGCAGACAAUAUCAGCGAUGGACCUAAGAAAAAAAGCAAAAAAGACGGGUUUGAAGUCCGUUUUGAUUCGUCUGGUGCGUUCCUGGACAAAGAUAAGGUGGAACGUGUUACUAAGAAGAAAGUCGCUAUCGACUCUGAUGAUGAAUUAACGGAUGAGGAAAUGGAGGACGAAAACGAAGAAGAUCUCAACGAUUUGAUCGACGAGAGUGAUGAUGAGAAAACCAAACCUGUAUCUAAAACCGAUAAUGAUGGGGAAGGAAAGUCCGAUGAAGAAGACGAGGGCGGAGAGGAAGAUGAAAGUGACGAAGAGGAUGAAGACACUGAGAACGAGGAUGAUGAGGAUAAUGGAAGUGAAAUCGGAGUCGAGCAAGAUGAGGGAGCUGCCGAAGAACAACAUCAUGCGUUCAAAGAAAAGAAAACCAGUAAAACUGAAAGCAACCACUCUUCUAUUGAUAAAGAAGAUCUGAAUAUUCCCUUCGUUUUUGGAAUGCCGAAGAAUUUUGACGCGCUCGUGGAUCUCUUGAACAAGUUCCCUUCGAACAAAAUGGAAGUGGUCUUAGAAAGGCUGAUCAAAUGUCACCACCCCAGCCUUGCUGAGGGCAACAAAAAAUUGUUAUCUAAGCUGUUUCUGUACUUAUUGCGAUUUUUCGACGACUGUUCACAUUCUCUACCUACCGAAACCACUGUAGAAAUGCUUGGAUCUCUUACUAAAACAAUGUACUCGCUCUUAAAAUUCGACGUUGAGUUCAGUGUCAGAUGUGUUCGAGCGUUGAUACGCCAACACUGGAAAAAGCGCAUGCAAAGUCUUACCUCUCCAACUUCUUUUUCUGUAAUUGCUUUGCUGCGGUUAAUAGCCUCACUUUUCCCUGUCUCCGAUAAAUGGCAUCCAGUUUGUACGCCAGCUAUGGCCUUGGCUGCUGUCACCCUGGCAAAAUGUCACAUACAAAACUUAAGUGUUCUUGCAAGGCAAAUCCUUCUCGUUACUGUCGUUGCCGAUUUUGUUGAAGAAAGCAAACGUUUUGUCCCGGAGGCUGUCGCAUUUUGCCAAGGUGCUUUGUUAAUGGCGGUUGAAAAUGAGGAUAACGAACGCGCUCCGUCUACUGCUUUUCCUAUAUCAAUGCCUCAUAGAAGGAUGCUUUACAUUGUCGAGAAUCUCCCAAAAGAUGCUGCUGUUGAACCGUUGAAGUUUUCUGAAGUAUUCAAUGACGAUGAAUGCCGUCUGAAAGAUUCUGAUGUGAACCGAUGCAGAGUAUUGCGGUCACUUAUUGCUGUUGUACAGAAAUACCGCCUCAUCUACGCUGCUCAUGAACACACCUUCACUGCAACUUUCACACCAUUUGUGGAUCUCUUGAAACGAAUUCCACUCGCUCGUAUCCCAGCUGUUGUCGCAGAGGAAAUCGAGGCCCUUACCCGUUCCGCGGAAGCUGAAUGUAAGGCGCGCUCACGACUCACUCAACUGAGUCGCAUUGUUACAGAAAAGAGCAUGCUGAAAAUGCUGGAGCCACGAUUCGAAGAAGGCUUUGAUCCAGAGCGGCCUCGCUUGAGCCGUGAUCAAAGACGCAAGGGACCUCGAGCAGAAAAGGAGAAACUUCAACACUUGAUUAAGAAAGAAAGGCGAGGUGCUAUCAAGGAACUUCGCAAAGAUGCAUCAUUCUUGAAUAGACUAGAAAGAAAGGAGACUGCAACUAAGGAUCGCGACAGGCGAGAAAAGACGAAACGGUUGAUGGGUGGACUACAAUCGCAGCAAGGUGAAUGGAACAAAGAGCUGAGAGAAAGUGGCAAAAAGAAAAAGAAAUGA
Necator americanus (New World hookworm) is the source of this 2763-nucleotide messenger RNA. RefSeq lists its product as uncharacterized. The coding region runs from base 1 to 2763 and encodes 920 amino acids. The transcript is spliced from 22 exons. Gene Ontology annotation, biological process: maturation of SSU-rRNA. The record is from RefSeq and is a predicted model, not a curated record. Gene Ontology annotation, cellular component: Noc4p-Nop14p complex; nucleolus; small-subunit processome. Lineage: Eukaryota; Metazoa; Nematoda; Chromadorea; Rhabditida; Ancylostomatidae.